AAACAUCAACAUUCAAAGAGAAAUGGUAGUAGCCACACAAAAGACCUUUAUCUUUACAAACUUGACUUCUCCUUAUCUUACAGUGAACAAAAAUGGCAGCAAGCUGCCGGCCAUAACACUAGCCAAAAAGAAAGACAUCUCUGAAACUUCAACACCUCAACAACAAAAUUUUCCGAUCAAACUUUCAACUUCACUUCUUCCCAGGGCUGCCAUUGCGGUUUUCGGAUUAGGGUUUAUUGAUGCCGGGUACAGUGGAGACUGGUCAAGAAUUGGCGUAAUUUCUGAAGAGAACGAAGCCUUGCUGAAAACUGCAGCUUUUGUUGUUGUUCCUCUUUGUAUAUUUCUGAUAGUUUAUCUUUCCAGGGAGCCUGAGGCUGAGCCUUGAGUUUCUGAUAACUGGGAAUUCUUGAGUAUUUGAAUUUGUAAUUGUAUCUAGUAUGAACAUGAAUGGGCCGAAGAAAUUGGUUAAUUUGUUAUGGUUCUUCAUAAGGGUAGAUGCGAACUUAACCCAGUCCAAACAUCCUUUGUCUUAAGUUUGUUACACCAAAAUUAAAUAUAGUUUGAAUAAAAAUAAUUCGAUUUGAGUUCA
Molecule: messenger RNA, 589 nt
Organism: Mangifera indica (mango)
Lineage: Eukaryota; Viridiplantae; Streptophyta; Magnoliopsida; Sapindales; Anacardiaceae
Exons: 2
Coding region: 23-385 (120 amino acids)
Source: RefSeq, a predicted model, not a curated record